Messenger RNA from Trametes versicolor FP-101664 SS1, 1167 nucleotides. RefSeq names its product pyridoxal phosphate-dependent enzyme beta subunit. NCBI's taxonomy places the organism in Eukaryota, Fungi, Basidiomycota, Agaricomycetes, Polyporales, Polyporaceae. Gene Ontology annotation, cellular component: cytoplasm. Gene Ontology annotation, molecular function: cysteine synthase activity; cystathionine beta-synthase activity. Bases 1 to 1167 code for a protein of 388 amino acids. The record is from RefSeq and is a predicted model, not a curated record. The transcript is spliced from 9 exons.
AUGGCACACGCAGCACAUAUCAUAGACAGCGCACUCGGAGCGGUGGGCAACACCCCAAUUGUAAGGUUGGAACGGAUAGCGAAACAGGAGGGCCUGCAAUGCAAUCUUUUGGGCAAGGUUGAAUACACCUCCGCCGGUGGGUCCGUCAAAGACAGGAUAGCGAAGCGCAUGGUGGAGGAAGCCGAGCGGGAGGGCAAGCUCAUCCCCGGAUACAGUGUUGUCAUUGAACCGACGUCUGGAAACACCGGUAUCGGUCUUGCAAUGGCGUGUGCUAUCAAGGUCAAACGGUCCUCCUACGACUACAGGACAUAUAAGGGAUAUUCGGUGAUCAUCACCUUGCCUAACAAGAUGUCUCUCGAGAAGGAAGCUGCACUUCGCGCACUAGGCGCGGAGGUCGUCCGCACGCCCACCGAGGCGGCAUUUGACUCCCCCGAGUCCCACAUAGGAGUGGCGAACAGACUGCAACGUGAAAUUCCGGGCGGCAUCAUCCUCGACCAAUAUCGCAACGUGAACAACCCGCUUGCGCACGAGUACACCACUGGGCCGGAGAUUGUGGAAGCCGUUGUGUCUACACCUCCCACUGGCGACCGCUCCUCCUCAGGCAAGGUCGACGUCUUCGUCGCUGGCGCAGGCACGGGCGGGACCAUCACCGGGAUCUCGCGCGCGAUCAAGAAGAAGCACAACAAGGACUGCAUCGUCGUCGGUGUGGAUCCCAAAGGCAGCAUCCUCGCCUUCCCGGACACCCUGAACGAGGACGGCUCCGGCGAGCAGUACGUCGUCGAGGGCAUCGGCUACGACUUCGUCCCGGACGUCCUCUCGCGCGAUCCCGCCGACGUCGACCAGUGGAUCAAGACCUCGGACGACGAGGCCUUCGCCGCCGUGCGCCAGCUCAUGCGCCACGAGGGCCUGCUGGUCGGUGGCAGCAGCGGCAGCGCGCUGAGCGGCGCGCUCCGCUGGCUGCACAGCGAUAAGGGCCGCGCUAUCGCGCAGACGGAGGGCGCGAACGUCGUGGUGUUGCUCCCUGACGGCAUCCGGAACUACAUGAGCAAGCCGUGGUUCCUCAAGAUGGCGCUCGAGGCGGAGCCGACGCCGCUCGCGCACCGCAUCGCGGAGGUCCUGAAGACGUCCAAGAGCGACGUGCAGACGAACGGCGCAGCGUCCAAAUGA